CUGCGCCCAUGAAAACAUGAUAUUUUUAAUUUUCUGCAGUUUUUGUUAAUUAUCUUACCCGAUAUAGCGUAUUAUUCAAUUUAUCAUAAGAAACAAUAAAAUGGGAAAGAACAAGAAAAAGAAGAAUGCUGGUCAUUCCUUAGCUGAUGCAGUACGAGGAGUCAAGAAAAUAACACAAAAGAAACUCAAUCCGUUUGAAGUGAAGUUCAACAAGCAGAAACACAAUGUGCUUGGCAAGAAAAUGCUCAAGAAAGAUGUUGGUCUACCUGGUGUAUCCAAAUCAAAGGCAAAUAAAAAGCGACAAGAAACGUUACUCCAAGAGUACAAGAAGAGAGGGAAAGCCAAUCUGUUUGUUGAUCGCCGUUUAGGGGAGACAGAUCCUAACCUAACUAUUGAAGAUAAAAUGUUACAAAGAUAUGCUGCUGAAAAACAGAAAAGCCAUGAUAGAUCUACAUCAAGGUACAGUUUGAACAGUGGAGAGGAGCUGACACAUUAUGGCCAGUCUCUAUCACAGCUGGAGAAGUUUGAAGCCCCAAGACACAGUGAUAGUGAGGAUGAGGAUGAGGGGCGGAUAACAGGUAAGAUGGUAGCUGAGGAGCAUUUUGGUGGAUUCCUUACACAAAAGGAGUUCAUGGACAGAGACUCUGAGAAAACAUGGAAGGAGAGAAUGGAAGAGACCAUAGCUAAGUCCAAGAAAGCAAAGUAUGACCGUCAAGUGGAAAAAGACAAGACCAUUGAGGUGACUGAUAAACUGGACUCGGAUUGGCAGGAACUACGCAUGUUGAUUGGAGGCAUAAAGAAACAGUCUAAGGAAGUUGAGAAGCCAAAAUCAGAUGACUAUGAUGUCAUGGUCAGAGAACUGCAGUUUGAAAUAACUGGCAAGGCAUCAGAUAGGAUGAAGACUGAAGAAGAAAUAGCUAAGGAAGAAAAAGAAAGGCUUGAUAAGUUGGAGGCUGAUAGGAGACUACGGAUGAAAGGUAUUAGCAUUGAGACGGGAGCUGUCCAACAUAGAUCAGCUGACGAUUUAGAUGAUGGCAUGGAUUAUGAGGGUGGGGACAAUACACCUGGUUAUGUUGUUUAUAAGGAUGGUAAACUGGUCAACAGUGAUGAUGAAGAUGAUGAUGAUGAUGCUGCUGCAGAGGAGGAAGAUGAUAAGGAUGGUGAUGAAGGUGAAAGCGAUAAUGAAGAUGCUGAGGCUGGUGAGGAAGAUGCAAGUGAUGGGGAUGAAGAAGAUGAAGACAGUUAUGAUGACAUAGAUAGUGAUGACCCUGACUCAGGAGAUGAUGUCAAUCCCAAAGAAACUCUGGCUAAGCAAUCAAAAAUAUUGAAACCACUUGAUCCAAAGAAAAAGCAGGAAGUGAUAGAAAAGGCAUCAAAAGAGUUACCAUAUGUUUUCAAAGCUCCAGACAGCUUUGAAGAAUUUAUGAGAUUGAUAGAGGGAGCAACCUCAAAAGACCAAGUGACAAUUAUUGAGCGUAUUCGUAAAUGUCACCAUGUUAGUCUUGCUGAGGGGAAUAAAGAAAAACUAAAGACAUUUAGUAGCAUCCUACUGCAAUACCUUGGUGAGCUGGCCAUGCAGCCAAAACUGGACCUUGACCUGAUAGACAGUAUCACCCGACAUAUAUACAGCCUGAACAAGCAGUUUCCCCAGUUCCUAGGGGAGACAAUGUCUGCUGUGCUCAUUGAAUGUGUUGAGGCGUUUACGUCACAUGCAGAGAGACAUGGGGGCAGAGGAGUAUUCCCAACACUUGAUACAGUAUUUUAUCUCCGAUUGAUUGCUGUAUUGUAUCCCACAUCUGACUUCCAACAUCAUAUCACCACCCCAGCUAUGCUCUUUAUGGGAACCAUUCUAGCCAAGAGUCCAGUGAAGAAUCUCACAGAUGUAGCCUCAGGUCUCUAUUUAUGUACAGUUUUCCUACAGUAUGUGAGUCUAUCAAAACGAUAUAUACCAGAGUUGAUCAACUUCCUACGUGGAAUUCUUGCUUUAGGAGUAAGCACUAAGAAAAGAAAGGCCGAUGAUGUACUUCCCCCAUUCAGACCUGUAGGCCCAGGUACAGAUCUCUUAAACGUAACUAAGGAUGACACAAGGAAAACAGAAGUAGGCCCUCUUAAGUUCCAGACAAUAUUUUGUGGAGAAGAUAUGUCAGAGAUUUCUAAGCGACCUGAACAGUCAAUAGAAAUAAGACUAAGUGCAAUUAACACCUCACUUCACCUGCUAGAGGACUGCGUUGAGAAGUAUAAUGACCUUGAAUCAUUCCGGGAAAUAUUUACACCAAUUUAUAGUCUCCUGAAACGUCUCCCUGUGAAGUUCUAUCCUGCAUCUAUGAAGGAGAAAUGCAGUAAACUGGUGCAGACUUUAGAUACAAGAUUCACUAAACCUAGACAAUACCUUACUAUGGUGAAAAAGAAGCCCCAACCAUUAAAAACUUUUGAACCUAAAUUUGAUGAAAGAUUUGAUGCUCGUAAGAAACGUGCUGGAACACGAGAGGAAAAUGAAUCACAACGGCUCAUCCACAAACAUAAGAAGGAACUCAAGGGUGCAGUAAGAGAGAUCAGAAAAGAUGCACAGUUCUUGUCACGAGUCCAACUAAAGGAGAAAUUAGAUAGAGACCAAGAGAGGAAUGAAAAGGUGAAGGCCAUACACCAGAUGCUAGCUUCGCAGGAGGGAGACUUCAAGGCAUUGAAGAGAAAAAAGAACUCUUUAUAG
Messenger RNA from Owenia fusiformis, 2707 nucleotides. NCBI's taxonomy places the organism in Eukaryota, Metazoa, Annelida, Polychaeta, Sabellida, Oweniidae. The record is from the annotation of a GenBank genome assembly.